AUGUUGCAGCUAGAUUCAAAAUCAAUGUACAAACCUGAAUUUAACAAUCAGUCACAGUCAUCACUCCCAAAGCUCCCUGAGUUGAGUUUUCAAGAUGUUGAGAAAUAUUUUUCCGAUUUAUGGUUUCAACAAUUACCCAUCAGUGAAACGGUUAACAAAAGUGAAUACCGUUUAUCGAAUACAGCUGAAACAAAUCCUCGAAUGACUUCAUCAUCUGACGAACAGUUGUGUAACACUGAGAACCAUAUGUUAGCAAACCAAUUGUCUAUAUUUUCUAAAGAUACUGAUAGUCGUAAAAUCAGCACAGUUAUAAAUAGACGUAAAAGACGCUGGAAAACUAUGGCACGCGCUAUGAUUCCUAAAAUACAAUAUUGUUAA
This is a messenger RNA of Schistosoma turkestanicum, 378 nucleotides long. Lineage: Eukaryota; Metazoa; Platyhelminthes; Trematoda; Strigeidida; Schistosomatidae. The record is from the annotation of a GenBank genome assembly.